This is a messenger RNA of Podarcis muralis (Common wall lizard), 630 nucleotides long. NCBI's taxonomy places the organism in Eukaryota, Metazoa, Chordata, Lepidosauria, Squamata, Lacertidae. The record is from RefSeq and is a predicted model, not a curated record.
AUGCCUUCAUCCCACUUGGUUCAUAUCCUCGUGGCAGUGGCUGCUCUGCUUGUAACCAGUGAUGCUCAGGAAACAUGUCCACAACUUAUAGCAGGUCCUCCAGGUCCUCCUGGACACCCUGGACCACAAGGGUUAAAGGGCAGACAAGGCGAGAAGGGAGAUCAUGGGAUACCAGGUCUGUCUGCAUCGGAGGAUCCUAAACUGCAAGAUGACCUUAAGGAAAUCAAAUACAGAAUCACCAUAAUAGAAAGAGCCUUGGCUUUGAGUGGAAAGAUUGUAACAGUUGGCAGUAAAGUGUUUGCCAGCACUGAAAAAACGGCUGAUUUUAACAGUUCAGUAAGAAUCUGCAAAGCAGCCCAUGGCACCAUUGCUUCUCCGACGAACAAGAAGGAAAAUGAUGCUAUUAUGAGCUUUGUUAAAUCCUUUAACACAUAUGUUUACCUGGGCAUUACUGAGGGGCAUGUUCCUGGGGAAUUUCAGUACCUGAACGGGGAGUCCCUGAAUUAUACAAACUGGUAUGAAAAUGAGCCCACAGGGAAAGGGGCAGAAAAAUGUGUUGAAAUGUACAGUGAUGGCACCUGGAAUGAUAAACGGUGCGAUGUGUACCGCCUCACCGUCUGUGAGUUUUAA